Trichoderma citrinoviride is the source of this 618-nucleotide messenger RNA. RefSeq lists its product as hypothetical. The record is from RefSeq and is a predicted model, not a curated record. NCBI's taxonomy places the organism in Eukaryota, Fungi, Ascomycota, Sordariomycetes, Hypocreales, Hypocreaceae. Gene Ontology annotation, cellular component: ESCRT III complex; multivesicular body. The transcript is spliced from 2 exons. Gene Ontology annotation, biological process: protein transport; endosome transport via multivesicular body sorting pathway; late endosome to vacuole transport. The coding region runs from base 1 to 618 and encodes 205 amino acids.
AUGUCGAACCGCCAACUCGCCCGCGACAUGCAGGUCGAAUUCCAAGCCCGCUUCCAGGCGAAGCAGGCCCGGCGCGAGGCCCAAAAGGCCGCCAAGCAGGACCCCAUCCUGCGCAAGCAGAUCCAAGACCUUCUCAAGAAGGGCGAGACGCAAAAGGCCUACCAAAAGGCCAAGAUGCUGCUCUCCAAGCAGGCGCUGGCCGCCCAGAUGGACCAGAUGGCCGACAUGGCCGAGCUGUCGGCCGCUCAGAUUCAGGCCAACAACGCCAUGAACCGCAUGACGCAUAUGAUGGCCUCGUCGUCGCGGACCAUGAACCUGGCACAGAAGAAUACCAACCCUGAAAAGACCCUCGUUACCCUGGAGCAGUUCAAGCAGCAAAACGAAGAAUACGCAAUGACAAACGGCAUCUACCAAGACGCAAUCACGCAGUCCACCUCGGUCCAGGUCGGCGAAGACGCCGUCCACGAGCUGCUCGGCAAACUGGCCGACGACGCCGGCCUGGAGCUCAGCUUCGAGCUCAACAAGGCGACGCCCGCCUCCGCUGAGCCGCAGACCGCGGAGCCGUCGGCCGAGGAAGAGGAUAAGCUGCAGCAGAGACUGAGGGCUCUGCGGGCUUAA